GAGUCUGUGAAUGUCAUAGCCUCACUUACGCCAGUCCCACUGCAGUUCUGUUAUAGUGAGCACGAUCGCGUUAUAAACAACACUAUCAAAUAAAAAAAAACUGCACAUCUCUGGUUCAUUUUCGUCAUUUUCGAAAUUGGAACUAUUGAAGCGGGAAGCGGGCGGGUGCGAAAGAGAUGGCCGACCGCCCGCUAUUUCGGUGACGUAGUCCGUCGGUGCAUAGCGAAAUAAAAUAAUGAAAAGUGGCUUUAGUAAUUUCAUUGUGUUUACGCGCGUUGCUAGUUUGUUUGGCUACGUAAUUUUUUUUUAAAUGCAUCCAUUUAACGGUGUGGCGCCCUCUGUGUUUGUUAUAUCAGAUACUGUUAUACGCGUGGUAUAAACAUGGAGCUGUCAAAACAAUAACCUCUUUGUGUGCGAUAAAAAAAAAACUCGACGUUCAGUUUUUGAUGUGGAACCGUAGUUGCACGCCGGAAAAUUGGGUGUACGGUUUUUUCCAAACAUAACCUACGACAAUCUUCAGUUGCGCGCGAGCUGUCCUCGCAUGCGCCACUCGUUGAAUACGCGACGAAAUUCGACGAAAAUCGACGAAAACCGACGAAAAAACCACCGAAUGGAACACAUCGGUGAACACGAAAGAAAUCCCCGAACUUUUUAUUCGGUGAAUUUGAAAAUCGAACGCUGUAUCGUAUAUGAUUUGAAAUAAAACUUUUUCAAGUGAAAACUUUCUUGCUCAAUGUAAUUGUGAUUUUAUAAGAGUGCCUUACGUACAAAAAAACUAACUGAUAUUGUGAUGUAACAGUGCAAAAAUAAUUUAGAAAAUUAGACCGAAUAGUAUAACUAUUUUUAAAGUGUUAGUGAACUUGUAUUAAAUGUCUAUUUUCUGGAGUGUAACCCGACAGAUUUGAGUGCUUAUGGACUGCAGCGUAAAGUUGACAAGCCUCGCCGCGCCCGUGCCAUGGCAGAGUGCUCGUUCGUGCGGUGCCAGCAGGAACGACGCGCCAUCCGCAAGGAGCUGCAGCGCUGGACCAAGAACAUGGUCUACAUACUGGGUCUAGAACGGGUGGCAGAGGAGUUGAUGGGUCGAAGAAAAUGGAAACUAUACCAAGACGGGUUAAUACCAAAACGCAGCGAAGGGGAGCCCUCGAGCGAAGACGAGAGCAUCGUUGCCUCAGACCCCCCUCCCGCGCUGAAGAUCAAGACCAUCGAGCAGAUCAACGCGCCGGAGAGACAGGAGAGGACAGAGAGACCGGAGAGCCAGGAGAACCAGGAGAAGGAGAAGCCGCGGAGAGAGACGAUACUGGAGAGUCUCAUAAAGCGGCCCGCCACGCAGCCCAAGAUGGAGAUGGCGGAAGAGCCCGCCGAUUGGAAGCCUGCGGACCGUUGCUACUUCUGCGUCGACGGCGAGCGGCCUGAGCCGACCGACGGUCGGGCUGCCACCGGCGCCACCAGUCCAGCGUCGGAGUCAGACAGCAGCUCUGUGUCGGGGGCCAAGAGCCCCGCAGGCCCCCCGCUGCUGCACCACCUGCUGCAGCUGCAACUGCAGGGGCAGAACCCCCAGGCCAUCGCACAGCAGGCCUACACGGAGAUGUCUGUCCAGUUCCAGCAGAUGCUGGCAGCGCUGGCGGCGCUGGGCACGGGGCUGGUGCCGCCCGCGCUCUCGCAGGCCUGGAUGAUGCAGCGGCUUGCCACGGCCAGACCUUCGCAGGAUAGGCUAUCCGAGAGCGACAAGGCGCCGGCCCCCAGCUCGCCGCCGGCCGCAGAACAGCCGCUGGACCUCAGCGCCAAGUCCACGUCCAGCACCAGCGGCACCCCGCCCCCUGACCUCAAGAACCUCGAGAACAAUAGAUUAAAGCGAGCAGUCCUCGAAGGUUCCAGCAACAGCGCAAGACGAGCUUACACCGAAGAUGAGCUGCAGUCAGCGCUGCGGGAGAUCCAGUCCGGACGCCUCGGCACGCGCCGUGCUGCGGUGCUGUACGGCAUCCCUCGCUCCACCCUCCGCAACAAGGUCAACAAGUUCGGCCUCACCUCCGACACCGGCCAGGAGUCGGACCCCGACAGCGAGCCCGACAAACCGGAGUCGCCCCCCUCGGUCAUCCUCAAGAUACCGACCUUCCCGCCGCCGGACGACAAAAGCCCCUCCCCGGCGACCCCAGUCACGACUCCAGUCACGCCGAUCACGCCGAUUCUACCCCAGCCCCCUAUGAACCCGACCUCCCAGUUCAUGCCGCUCUCCGUCUUCGCGGACCCCCAGCCGCCCACCCAACAAAUCCUCACAUCCUUAAGCGAUGUGAUAGCGAAAAGCAUCAGCCAAAAAUUCCAACAACCAAUAGACAGACAUUCCCAACCUGAUCUGCCUUUCCUCCGCGCGCCCGACCGACACGUCUCCGUCAUAAAGACUCCGCCGGACAACCAGAGGAACUACGCGAUGCCGAGCAACUCCAAAAUGAACUCCAACAACAACGGCCAGCCGGCGAUCGGGGGCAAAGGCACGAGACCGAAGCGAGGGAAAUACCGAAACUACGAUAGAGACAGCCUCGUGGAAGCGGUGAAGGCAGUCCAACGCGGCGAGAUGUCAGUACACCGCGCCGGUUCGUACUACGGUGUCCCGCACUCUACUCUCGAGUACAAGGUGAAAGAGAGACAUUUAAUGAGGCCGCGGAAGCGGGAGCCGAAGCCGCCUCAGGAUAUAAAACCUCAGCCGCCGAAACCUCCCCCGAAGCCGCCGACGAAACCGUUCACGAAUGGUUUAAACGGUCCUGAAAGCGGUUACCCUCCAGGAUAUCCGUUCUGGCCUGGUGCGGGGUUCGCGCCGCCGCCCGCACCUGAUCUUUAUGCGUCGCACAUGAUGAGACGGUUGAGGGAGGAGGCGCCGCCGCCGGCGAACGGGUCGUUCCUCGAGGGUAUAAUCCGGUCGAGUCUGGAGCGGCCGGGGGCUGCGCUGCUGCAGCGGCUGAGCGCGCCGCCGGUGUCGCCGCCGGGCGCGCUCCGGAGACGCGCGUCGCCAGGGGAGGAGCCAGCGGCGCGCCGGCCCCGGCUGGACACGGACCACGCGCUGGCGGCGGAGAUGCGCGACGCGGUGCAGCGGCUGCGCGCCAAGGAGCUGCGACCACGCAACGGGACGCCGACGCCGCCGCCCGCGUCGCCGCCCGACGGCGAGCGCGCCUAGCCUCCGCCGCCUCACCCGCUAGUGCAAUAGACCGCCCGUUUGUGCAUUUACCUUCACAUCCCUCAGCAGUAGUUCAGUUCGGCACGGAUACGCAGAUCCGGUUUCGCCCUAUCAACCUCUUGGUGCGACGAUCGCCAAACGACUAGUGCAACCUUAUCAUACAGUUGAGCUGUAAGAGCUACUACUUCAAACUGCUUGUUCACGAGGAAUAUUUCCUGGGUACAAAAAUUAUUGGAGAAGUCGUGACUUCUUUGGACUACUUGUUCAGCGAUCAUUGUAUUUGUUGAACGCAUAUGGCAGAACCGAAUCCGCGCAUGUCAAGCCUCAAUCAGUUCCGCAGUAGGUCCCGCUUCCCCCCGCCCCCCCACGGUUACACAACGUAUCACCAAAUAAUCACAAUAGUUACCUAAAGUCACAACCGAUUCGAUAUAACACAGCUUUACUAAUGCAAUAAUCACAAUUAAAUAAAUAGUGUUAGACGCCCAUGAUUAGUGGACCGGUGGGAUUUGUGCGAUCCAUGCGGGGACAGUGUUGCUUCGAACUCGUGAGUUCCAUUUUCAAAUUUCGGUAUAUUGAAAUUUUAGUCGAUAGCGCGGGUAGUUUGAUUUAGUUUCAUUUUGUGUCUACCCUCAGUUACGCCUUUCGCGUUCCGACGUCGAGAUGACACUGGCUCCGCCCAACAAUCAGGUUGUCAUGAAUUUCUUUCCUAUUUCCGGAUGCCUCACUUUUGACCUUGUUUUAAGUAAAAGACAACCAAAAGUUAAUGUUAUGAAAUCAACUAUUUAAAUAUUUUUAAGUAAAUAAAAAAAAAACAAUGUAACAAAUUAAUUAUAAAGCUAGCUAUGAGUGUAAAUGUUAUCGAUUUUUAAGUGAAUAAACGCAGAUUUUGUGCGGAGUUUUUAUAAUUAGAUAGGUAAUAUAUUGAAUGAAAUUAGCUAUGGCGGGAUCGGUCACACAUCUCUGUGGCGCUGAGCCGGGGGUUCGACUCCGGGGGCUCCACGCAGCCGAUUGUGCAAUUAUUAUUUUGUAAAAAAAAAUAGUAAUUUAAAAAGUGUGUGUGUGCUAACACGUGGAUUUCCAUAUUACUAAAUGUGAUAUUUAGGUAUUACGAAGAAAAGUGCGGUUUGGCGUCGGGCUACGGCCGGUAUACUCCGGCGCACAAGUAUUUGUAUACGCUGUCUUCAAUGGCCCAUCUCUCUGCAAUCCACCGGUUGCUUACUCAGAACAAUUACCACAGGACCUGCCUCGCUAGACGUUACCUCUCUGUCAAUAGUAUAUGAUCACGAUCUAACGUAUCUGUACAAACCAUGUCUUUAAAAUCGAUAUCGAUGGCCUCCGUGGCGCAGUGGUAUGCGCGGUGGACUUACAAAACGGAGGUCCUAGGUUCGAUCCCCGGCUGGGCCGAUUGAGGUUUUUUUAAUUGGCUAGUUACCACCCUACCGACAAAGACGUACAGCCAAGCGAUUUAGCGUUCCGGUACGAUGUCGUGUAGAAACCCAAAGGAGUGUGGAUUUCGGCCUACGUCUAACAAGUUAGCCCGCUUCCAUCUUAGAUUGCAUCAUCACUUACCAUCAGGUGAGAUUGUAGUCAAGGGCUAACUUACACAUAUUGUGUAUUACGAUUUAAAUAGUUGUGUGUAGUGUAAGAAUAGAAAUAUCUAUUGGUGUCAAAUAUUUUCGAUGUGUGAGUUUACCUCGUCCCCCUCAAAAACCGACGAGAAUUUAAGUGCGAUACAAGUUCAAAGGUAAUUGGUCUGAGGUUCUUUUGCAACCGCUCUAUGUAGCCAUGGUCUUAUUUGACUAACACCAUCGUGGUUACAGAUAGAUAGAUUAUUGAAAACGGCCGUAAAUUUAGUACAUCUACCCCCGUAUUGCGUAAGUUUUCCUACAGCUGUCAAAUCAGAGCCGAAAUUGACAACUGUCAAACGCGCUGUGGCCUGUCAGAAAAGUCACCCAAUACGGCAGCUAGUGUAACUUAUAUAUUUUAUGUAAUAUUAUUGUAUCGUAAGAAAAUAUAUUCUUAUUUUUCAUGGUCCAAGUUUUAAAUGUUUUAACGACUAUACAAAAAUAUUAAUAAUCAUUAUUAUAUAUUCUUGUCGACUUUAAAAAUUAUUAGCCCAAAAAUCCUCAAAAAAAAAAAUUGAUAUCUUCACAUUUGUGACAUUUUUUGGUGUUCAAUCGAAAAUAUAUUACGGAGGUAUAAGUACGAAAGGAAGAAAAACCAUGUAUACGCUCUCCCAAAAGUAAAUUUAGGUAAAAAUAUUUGGAUAUAAAAUUAUCAUACGAUUAUUUAUAGUAAGUUACGUGUAAAUGUCGCCUCAUUGGAAAAUAAGAAGUCUUUGUAUUGUGUAUGUAAUUAAAAUAUACAUAUAUUAUAUACAAGUUAAAUAAAAAAAAAUAUUGUCGUACAUUUUCUUCGGAGACCACGAGCGGUGAGGUAAUAGGACGUGGAGAGUAUGUUUGGCGUUCCGGUAGAUUUAAAUAAAGUUUAUAUUCAAACACCGAAAAGAGUUACUAGAACUUGAAAAAAGAAAAAUUAUAUAAUCUGUAACAAAAUCAUAAUACAUAUCCAAAAGCCGGGGCGUCGAACGCACGCUCUAUCGAAAAAAAAAAACAAAAAUUUUUAUAUUCGAAAUUUAAACUAGUCGAUAGCAUGUUUUCACGUUCAUUUCUUUCCCUCCUGUGUAUAAUUUUUGAUGUCUUUUUAGCGUUUAAUCCUCAAAAAAUCUAUCUUAACUGUUAUAUUGUGCAUUUAUAUUGAUAAAAAAAUCUCUUGUAGGGAAUAUUUUUAAAUUUAAUAAAGACAUUAUAAGUUUGAGUUUCAGCGCGUUGGCUGAGCCCACCAGACCGCAUUUCAAAUUGAUUCCAAAUUUGAAUAUUUAAAAAAAAUCGAACAACUUUUUUUUAAUACGUACACAAAUUUAAUCUGUGUGUUAUGCCUGAACAUUUGUUGAUAGCUUAAAAAAAGUUAUUUUGUGUAAGUUUGUACAGAGAUAAUAGGAUGGGACAAUUUGCAAAGAGAAUUUAGAUGUUAAAGAACAUUCCGUUUAGAAUGUUAUUAGAUUUUUUUUAAUUAAUUAAUUAUUAUUAAUUAAUAAAUAUAAAUAUUUUUCACAUCGGGAACAAAUCAUUAUGUUGUUUAAUCUUAUUUUAAUAACGUUAGUUAAUUUUUAAGUGGCUUUAUUUUUAAAAUAACCCUAUAUAUGAUUACAAUAUUAUAUUGAGAUGUUAUACAUGUCAUUGUUUUGUGCAAAGUGUUUGGGGUUCGAUUCCCGGUUUUAAAGAGAGUUGCGACUGAUAUGUAGUAGAAAAUGCCGAGCGUCACGCUCGGAGGGUCUGUACAAAGGGUUUACGCCGCCUUACACAUGUUAUUGACAGUGAUCUCCGCAAUUAGAUCAGCUUUUCUACACUCAAUCAGUUCCAUAAUAAGCUAUUUAAAACAAAAAAUAUUUUUUUUAUAUACUUUUAUAUCAAAAAAGAAAAAAAAUUAGGUUGAACAAAUCACGACCUUUGCUUGGAUAUUUUUUUUGGUCUACUGGCAACUCUGUUCGUAUUGUUUCGAGUUGAUGAGCUGGACUCGUUUUGAACUUUUCGCUUUUUGAAGAGAUCACUGGUUUAUUAGUGAAUCGUUUAAUGUAUAUCGUUCAAUCAUUUUUCCACAUAGUUUUAAGCAUUUUAGUUGAUAAUGUAGUGUAAUUUGAAUUAAUAGGUAGGCGGUAGUAAUUCUUUAUUAUUUUUGUUAUUUUUUUUCGUAUUUGUAAUAAAUUUUUCUUAAGGGUUAGGUUAUUCUUCAUCUGUCCUCGACAAGGCAGACAGGAAAUAAAAAGACAAUGAAAGGAAGUUGCAUUUUUUUACCUAAAAAACAUUAUGAAAUAAUCUUUAAGUGCAAUCUAAUCUUAAUUACCAAUAUUCUGUUGCCCCAAAAGGUUACAAUCGUUAAUUACUUUUGGGCGAAGAAUAUCACAGUAAACAUAUAAAAUAUGCUGUAUGAUCUACAACCAGAGUCAACGAGACUAAAAAAGUUAACUUUUAAUAUUUAUUAAAAAUCUAAUAAGCUGGACACCAAUCUUCGACAAAUUAAAAAAGUGAAUCAAUUAUUUUGUUGAAAUUGACUGUUAGGUUGAGUUUUAGUAAAAAUAAAUAUUUAUAUUUUUUGUAAAGUUUGGAAAAUUAACUAAAUUGAUGUACCUAGUUCCAUUUUAGGCUAAGCCUACAUCGACAAUUUUAUUCGCGCGGUUGCGAAUUUGCGUCCCAAAAACAUGUGGAUGUAAAUAAUAAGACGUUAUAAUAAUUUUGAAUUUAAAAAUUGCUGUAAAAUAAAUUUAGCUUUUUUUUUUAUUUUAGGCAAAUUUUUCAACGUUGCUCUGAAAGAUCGAACUGUUUAUUUCAUAUGUGUGACUUAUAAAUCUUAAAAGACAUUGCCAGUAGCAGCUUAGCAUGCGUCCACGACAUAUGCCGUGAAGAGAAAAAUAUAUAUUGUCGACCAAUGACGGCGAAGUUGAAAUAUUGCUCUCCCUUUCGUCCCAAUCAAAAGUGAGAGCGAUAUUUUGUGCAGGUUGUCAUUUGUUUUUCUUCCGACUCGAGAUGUGUCGUGGCGCGCAUCUUAGGCCUACAGAUCUUAUUUCUAAGCAUUCGUAAAACACAAUGUUGAUUGUUUGUGUGACUGUAUCUUUGUAUAGCCGUUUUGCAAUCGCAAGUGUGCUGACAGUACGCAUUGUUUCAUUAGUGUAUACCAAAAAUUCUAAAGUGAUAAUUAUCUAAUACGAUGAAAUCAUCAUAAAAAGCUACUUAUUUAUUGAAGAUAUAUAAUGAAAAAUUUGCUUUUAUGUAUAUGAUUUAUUUAAAAUUAAAUCUAUUUUUUGUGUAAAAUGCAUAAUUUUUACGCAAUACAUUGUGAACCUAAUGCUUUUUCAGUCUAAUAUUAAGCCACGAAAUCAGGUAUGCAGUCGUGCGUUUAAUUCUACUGUGCAUACUUAACUUUAGUUACUUUAUUUGUUGUUGAUUUUAUUUAGUUGAACUUUAAUGGUUUAAACUAAAUAAAGUCCAACGCACACUGUCGGCAGCGCUUCCGGUCGAAAAACGGCAUAAGUUCGAUAAAAUAAGCUCGUUUCCCUUCUAUAUUAUCUGUACCUAUGUAUAUUUCUUUAGCAGAUUAAUUUUUAAACAAAAUAAAAAUAACAAUUAUUGUACUUUUUAUAUAACAAUAAUUCCUUUAUUAUUAUUAUAAUUAUUAUAUUAUUAUUAUUAUUAUUAUUACUUAUUAUUGCAAAGAUGGGCGGUAUUUUGUUUAAAACAAAACGCAGGAAGCAUGUUCAGUGGACGUGGGUUGGCCACGUUAAAAAUAAUGUACAACAAAAAGCAUUUAAUUUUAGACAUAUUAAAUAUAAUGUUAUCUUAUUGAAAAAAAAUGAUAGUGUAAAAGUAUAAUUUCAUCGUACGUACUCUCAUAUGACGUAUGUACUUUGAUCAUCGGUACUAAUACCCUGGUGUGUACAAAAUACGAUAAAAUUAGAUAACAAAAAAAAAAUCUUGAAAAUUAUCUCUAAAUAUGUGCAAAAAUCCAAAUCUGCUGUUUUCCAUUUUCAAAAUAAUUUUUAAUUUGGUUUUCAGUUAUAAUUUUGGUAUAUAUACUAAAACCAAAUUGACUAAAAAUUAGACAUAACUAAACACUACUUAACUAAUUUAAAUAUUAAACGGUUUUCCAGCGACUGGAUUUUAUCAAUUUUGUCACAUAAAAAAGGUGUCCUAGUAUCGAAAUACGACAUGAAUAUUGAAAUAACGCUUACAAAUUCACAUCACAUACUGGGGAACAUUGUUUUUUAGUGUUUUAUAACUAAAACAAAGUUUUUUUUUUUAGUUUGUGAUUGGAAAAGAAAAAUAAAUAUCAUAGGACCAAUGUAUAAUAAAUACGAUAGACGCUGUUAUAAUAUAACAGUCUUAGGGCUUGUGAAUAAUUUAUUCACAGUGUUCUAACAUCUCACAAAUUUUAUUUUAAAAAAAACAACAUCCUUCUGUGGUAAAUUUACAGACCAAUUUUUACGGUGAAGCGCCGCCAUAAUUAUUACAAACUUCAUAAUCACACAAUGACAACAACAUAAUUAAUUAAAAUUAAAAAUUGAUUUUUAUUCUGUUAUUUUUUUAGUCUAAAAUUAAUCCGCACGUUAAUAUACCGCAGUAUGUUCUCAACCUUAUUUACAAAUACUGGUUGAUCUAUGGUCGGUUUAUUCAAAAUGGUUGAUCUAUUGUUCCAAUUAAAUCGAAUGGAUGAUGUCAAAAAUAAUUAUGAUCAAAAACAUGUGGAUUAAACAAUGUUGACCCUAAUUUUCUUGACCUUGGAUAUCUUGUUAAUAUUGGGUACACUAUUUGUAACCAUAGUUCUAUGGCUAUUUAUAAUGAUGGUCUGAGGCCAAUUCGAAUUACCAAUGGCUAAGUAAAAUGUGAGAUGUUAAAAUGCUACGAAGAAAUCGGUCACUCGUUCUCGGUGUAUAAAAAAUGAAUUCAAAAGCUCAUAUUAUGUUUUUUUUAAUAUAUAUUCAACUGAAGAGCUGAGGAGAUCAAAUUAUAAAUAUUGUUAUUUAAUUAUUGAGUACAAGUUUUAAUGGAAUAUUAUUAUUAUUUUCAAUAUAUUAUGUACAUUACA
Bicyclus anynana (squinting bush brown) is the source of this 9805-nucleotide messenger RNA. It is a transcript of the gene Eip93F, whose product is annotated as mushroom body large-type Kenyon cell-specific protein 1. The record is from RefSeq and is a predicted model, not a curated record. Bases 956 to 3166 code for a protein of 736 amino acids. Gene Ontology annotation, biological process: regulation of transcription by RNA polymerase II. The transcript has 8 exons. NCBI's taxonomy places the organism in Eukaryota, Metazoa, Arthropoda, Insecta, Lepidoptera, Nymphalidae. Gene Ontology annotation, molecular function: DNA binding. Gene Ontology annotation, cellular component: nucleus.